AUGGCGGCGCGUGAUUCGGCCAAGCGGCGGUCGUGGGAGCGAUCGGACCUUGGUGAACGAGAACAGAACGGCCGAGAUGAGCGCAGGCAAGACCAGCAGGAUCAGGGCCAACAUCAACAGGACCGGCGCAAAGGGUUUCAACAUGAACAGAAGCAGCAUCAAAUGGCCCGCAAUGAACCGCCUCGAAUGGAAUCGGCUCAAAAGGGCAGCAAGGCCAAGUCUGGUGGUUUGACCACCCAGCAGCGCACCUUGUCCUCAUACUUUGGCCAUGACACCAGCCACAAGCACAAGCCUAUGCCUCCGCCCAUUGGCCGAAAAGCCUCAGUUCUGGGUGCCACUGCUGGAUUGGGUCGGCGGGGCAAUGUGACACCGACCCUGUCACGCCAAGCCACCGCCGAGAGCGCCGACUCUCAUGAGUUGCGUGCUCAGCUCGAUCAACUCAAACACAUUUGUCAUCGUAUUCUUGGUCAGGAGCACCGCCACCUCUCGACCCUUGACCGCUGUCUAGCCGAGCUCAGCAAGGUGGUAGAGGAUGUCUUCAACGUGCCCAAUGCCUUCAAGAGCCGCGCUGCGGCUGAUAACCGAGAUUGCAUGGAGUUUCGUCAAACUUGGGACCAAUUACAGUCCCUUCCCAACCAACGUGAUCUCUCGAUGAACCUCGACUUUUUCCAAAAUAAGAUCAAGUCUGCCCCCGAGGGCGCUUUCAUUGAAGACAUGCUCAGCUCUUGGGCCUCGCGGCACGAUUUACUCGAGCGACAUCAUCAUGGCAUGUCCUUUGAUGCCGUUCCACUGCAAGUCCACGAACGCAUCACGAUCAGCAACGAUCACGAGUGCAUGGAUCGUUUUGUGCGUGGCUACAGCAUGAUGCUCAAUUUUUAUGGGUUCAGGCUGACCGGCCCGUGCGUCAUUGUGCUGGUCCUGAAUGGCGUGCAACCCUGA
Molecule: messenger RNA, 939 nt
Organism: Monosiga brevicollis MX1
Lineage: Eukaryota; Choanoflagellata; Craspedida; Salpingoecidae
Exons: 5
Coding region: 1-939 (312 amino acids)
Cellular component (GO): membrane
Molecular function (GO): opioid growth factor receptor activity
Source: RefSeq, a predicted model, not a curated record